CUUUAACUUGAGCUUGUACAUGAUCAAAAGGAUCUUUUUGUACUGGAUUUGAGGCUGGAAUAGCUGUAUUAUUUUGAAUAUGAUUGUAGGGAGUAGCGUUAUGCCGGACUGUAGGAGUGGAGGAUUGGGAUUGAUGGCGUUCAAGGGCAUUAAAACGAGUCAUGAACUGGUCCAUCUGCUUCUGCAUUUGCUCCUGCAUCUGCUUCUGCAUUUGUUCCUGCAUCUGCUUCUGCAUUUGUUCCUGCAUCUGUUCCUGCAUCUGCUGGAACAGAGCUGUGAUGUCUGGUGUGGAUGCCAUGGUGUUGGCUGUAGUAGAGCUUUGAGCUCUAGGGGCAGUUGGGGUGUCCAUUUCUUCAGAGAUUACUGAGGAGGCGGAGGAGCCUAUAUCUGAUGAAGGAUCUGUGGAUUCUGGCUGACGACGGUGACGUCUAGCGGUGGUAGGGGGCGUUCGAGGCACCACCAUUUUGGAUGGGAUCGAUCGAAGGAUCCUGGGGUUCAGGGGCCGAUUGUUGGCGGUCCUGGUGUUCAGAGUCGCUUAGAAGCGCUCGAUUUCUGGUUUGACCAAUGAGAGGUCACAAUUUAGCCUAUCUGAAAGGCUUUUUUUUUUAAGCUCAAUAUCGUAGAGCUAAAACGGGCUCAUAACCUAAUGGAUAGGCGCAUGUAUGGUCGUAUUACUAGAUAUCAUCCAUCGAUAAGAUAACGAACGCACAGACCAGAUACAGCCAGAAAGAAAAUCCAGACAACUCAGUCCGACUCAAGAGUCACAUCCACCACCGGAGACUCUCGCUUCCCGGCAUUCUCAAUUUCUUGCGCAGGGUGUUACGAGGGGAGCAGCCAUGGCAGACUCAGAAACCCCCAAGCCUAUCCACAGCAUUGUCCUAGAUGCAGGUCCCAUCCUGAAGAACACCCCGCCUUUGUCCACCCUCCUCGCACAAUGCGAGGAACUCGUCACGACGCCCUCGGUUGUCAGUGAAAUCCGCGAUCCAGACGCAAGAUUACGAGUCGAGACGCUCUAUCUCCCUUUCCUGAAACAGCGGACCCCGACCCCCAAAAGCGUCAGUGUUCUAAGCGAGUUUGCGCGGAAGACUGGUGACCGGGCUGUGUUGAGUAAGACUGAUAUCGAAGUUUUGGCACUUGCGUACGAGAUUGAGUGUGAAAGGAAUGGAGGUGAUUGGAGAUUGAGGAGUGUCCCGGGACAGAAACGGGUGAACGGGAAACCGCCUGUCAAGGAGGAAGAGAAGAAGGACGAAGAGCAAAAGGAGGAUACCAAAAAAGAAGAGCCUACAUCUGUGGAAAGGCCAGACGGGCCUGGAGAAAGCGCAGACGUUGAGAAAAUAGCGCAUGAUUUGAAGGAGACAACUCUCGAGAAUGACGACGCUACACCUACUACGAAGAAUGAGGGCACUCCGGUGACAGAAAAUCUUACAACAGAUCCUGCAGCUGCGCAAGAGCCUGAGGGCCAAGAAGAUGAGGGCUCCGACUCGGAUUCAGGGGGUUGGAUUACACCUUCUAAUCUGAAAAAACGUCAAAUCCGUGAUGAAGCACUCUCUGCGUCUACGGUGCCAGAACCAAAAGUGAUGCAAGUCGCGACCAUAACUACGGAUUUUGCUUGCCAAAAUGUUCUACUCCAAAUGAAUCUCAACCUCCUUUCCACAACAACGAUGCAGAGAAUCCGUCAUCUGAAAUUCUUCAUCAAACGCUGCCACGGAUGCUUCGCAACUUCUAGGGAUAUGACAAAGGACUUCUGCCCGCGUUGCGGGAAAGAUACCCUCACCCGUGUGUCAUGUACUACGGACGCUAACGGCCAAUUCAAAAUGCAUCUGAAGAAAAAUAUGCAGUGGAAUAAUCGAGGAAACCGAUUCAGCAUCCCCAAGCCUGUGCAUGGCAGCUCAAGCGGAAAGUGGAAAGGCGGUGGAGGCAAAGGUGGAUGGGGAACAGAUCUCAUCCUCACCGAGGACCAGAAGGAGUAUACGAAGGCUGUUGUGGAGCAGGAAAGGCUACACAGGAGAGAGCGAGAUCUCAUGGAUGAAGAUUACCUACCGGGUAUUGUGACAGGAGAGCGCUUGAAGCAUGGCGGUAAAAUCAGGGUAGGAGCUGGAAGGAAUGUGAAUUCGAGGAAGCGGUAG
Molecule: messenger RNA, 2126 nt
Organism: Monascus purpureus
Lineage: Eukaryota; Fungi; Ascomycota; Eurotiomycetes; Eurotiales; Aspergillaceae
Source: the annotation of a GenBank genome assembly